This is a messenger RNA of Drosophila santomea, 1667 nucleotides long. Its product is annotated as prolyl 4-hydroxylase subunit alpha-1. The record is from RefSeq and is a predicted model, not a curated record. NCBI's taxonomy places the organism in Eukaryota, Metazoa, Arthropoda, Insecta, Diptera, Drosophilidae. The transcript is spliced from 7 exons. Gene Ontology annotation, biological process: peptidyl-proline hydroxylation to 4-hydroxy-L-proline. Gene Ontology annotation, molecular function: procollagen-proline 4-dioxygenase activity; iron ion binding; L-ascorbic acid binding. Gene Ontology annotation, cellular component: endoplasmic reticulum.
AUGAUGAGCUGUGUUACAAACAAUAUUAUAGUUUCUAUAAUUUUUGGUCUGAGCUGGAUAGCUGAGAGCAGCGGAGAUCGCAUAAACUAUGUAACCUCAGCGGAGGAGAGGAUGAACCUGCUGCAAAAAGAUAGAGAACUCAUCAUCGUGCUCGACAGUUACGCAACUGAGCUGAAUGAUAAAAUCAUCAUGCUGAAAAGAAUAGUUAAAGAGUUGAAACAACCUUUAAAAAAGGCUAGGAAAAGGGAGGAGGAGUACUUGUCCCAUCCCAUAAACAGGCUAUCACUCAUGCGUCAGAUGCACGAGGAUUGGGAACCGCUGGAGAAGCUCUUGAAGCAGCCAGUGGGGCAAGAGAAACUGGCAUUAAUCGAGAAAAUGCGAGAGGAGCUCCCAGUGGAAAGCGAUCUGGUUGAGGCCAAUCAAGCCCUGUUUCGCAUAGUACACACAUAUGACUUGGAGCCCAAGGAUGUGUCCACAGGACUGGUUGAUGGAGUUCAAUACAGUGGCAAGAUGUCUGCUGGUGAUUGCUUCACCAUGGGAACGUUCUCCUUCAAGGCGGGUAGCUACCAAACAGCAUCCAAGUGGCUGAGUGCAGCCAAGGAUUUGCUGGUGAAUCAGCCACGUAGAUACCAUGAAGUGAUCGGGGUCACCAAGGCGGAUGUUACAUUGCUGCUUGCUCGCUCUCUCAUAGCCAGUGGCAAUAUAUCCAACGCACGGGAAAUGCUGAUGCGGGAUUCCAUGUUUGGUGAAGCUGGCAAUGCACUUGCUCUCCACUUUCUGAGAAACCCGCCAAAGCCGAGUAUCAACUUGGAGUCCUGUGAAUCGGGAGAAUCCUUUAAUCUGCUUUGUAGAUCCGUGAGCAGAAGACAAGCGAGUGAAUCCAAGCCCUCGAGGCUUCAGUGUCGCUACAAUGCCACUACUACGUCCUUCUUGAGAUUGGCUCCCCUUCGAAUGGAGGAACUUUCUCUGCAUCCGUAUGUGGUUCUUUAUCACAAUGUGCUAAGUGAUCCUGAGAUCGAGAAGCUGCAGCUGAUGAGUGAGCCAUUCCUAGAGCGUGCGAAGGUGUUUCGAGUGGAAAAGGGCUCUGAUGAAGUAGGUGCCAGUAGAGCCGCUGAUGGCGCGUGGCUUCCACACCAAGAAACCGAGCCUGAAGAUCUCCAGAUCUUGAACCGCAUUGGACGCAGAAUCGGAGACAUUACGGGUCUAAGUACUCGCAGUUGAAGGCAAAUGCAGCUCCUAAAGUACGGCUUUGGUGGUCAUUUCGCACCGCAUUUCGACUAUUUCGACUCUAAAACUUUCUAUUUGGAGAUGGUGGGCGAUCGCAUCGCCACGGUUCUCUUCUAUCUUAACAACGUUGAACAUGGUGGAGCCACAGUUUUUCCCAGCAUAAACCUGGCUGUGCCAACCCAAAGAGGUUCGGCAUUAUUUUGGCACAAUCUGGAUGGACAGUCCUACGACUAUGAUACACGCACUUUCCAUGGCGCCUGUCCUCUUAUAUCUGGCACUAAGUUGGUAAUGACACGCUGGAUUUAUGAAUUGGAUCAAAUGCUUCUUAUGCCCGCAGUACUUCCUCCUCGCAGUCGCAACUUCAGCAGAUCACUUCGCAAUCAAAACUAGUUUUAGGACUAACAUUUCAUUAUUUAAUAAAUUUAUUUACCACCUAAGUA